UCCCCACUCCUGCAGUCCUUCUCCACCUAGCUCCCCCGCGCCAAGAACACGCCAGCUAGCAAGCGCGCUCGAUCGAAUACCGUUACCGUGUCGCCAUGGCCGCCACCGCGUCUCUAUCAGCCGUCGGGGCGCCGCUGUCGGUGCCCGGGCUCAGGAAGCCGCUCGGCGUGUCGUCGCUCCGGCCCCUGCAGCCGAGGGCGGCGAGGAUGACGACGACGGCCGUGCGGGCGUCGGCGUCGCCCUCGUCCACGUCCAUCAAGGAGAAGGCUGCGGCCGGGCUGACCGCGGCGGCCCUGGCGGCCGCGCUGGUGCUGCCGGACGUCGCGGAGGCCGCGCAGUCCGGCGGGCUCACGCCGUCGCUCAAGAACUUCCUCCUCAGCAUCGUGUCCGGUGGGGUCGUGCUCGUUGGUAUUGUCGGCGCCGUCGUCGCCGUCUCCAACUUCGACCCCGUCAAGAGGGCCUGAUCGGAAUCCAUCGUAUCGAUCGUCUCGCCUGUGUCCUGUCCUGUGCCUGUGCUGUCUGUAUCGACUGGUGGUGCUAUAUCCCCUGUGUGUUAAUUGAUUUUGGAGAAUGUUCAGACGUA
This is a messenger RNA of Zea mays, 583 nucleotides long. RefSeq names its product ultraviolet-B-repressible protein. Gene Ontology annotation, biological process: photosynthesis. The transcript has a single exon. The record is from RefSeq and is marked validated. NCBI's taxonomy places the organism in Eukaryota, Viridiplantae, Streptophyta, Magnoliopsida, Poales, Poaceae. Bases 96 to 464 code for a protein of 122 amino acids. Gene Ontology annotation, cellular component: photosystem II; membrane.